CGCGCCGUUUACAUUCCCGCUUUCUCUCAACGGUCGUCUGGUCUGAACCCGCGAACACACAACAAUGGCAACAAUACCAUUACGUUUACAACUAUGGAGCUCCAAGCUAAAGUUCCUCCUCCACCUACCAAAACCCACCAUACCACCCUUCAAAACGACGUCGUACAACCAGUUUUCCUCCCUUUCUCUCUCCUCCGCAACCCACCAUCCCAAGCAAGUAGGGACCCACAACGGAAGCUUCCAUUGCGACGAAGCUCUCGGUUGCUUUCUCCUUCGUUGCACCUCCAAAUUCGCUGAUUCCCAGAUUAUUCGAACCAGAGACACUCAGGUGUUGAACACGCUGGACGCUGUGUUGGAUGUUGGAGGAGAAUAUGAUUUGAGGCGCGAUCGGUAUGAUCAUCAUCAGAAGGGUUUUGAUGAGGUUUUUGGUUAUGGAUUUGGGACGAAACUCAGUAGUGCUGGACUUGUCUACAAGCAUUAUGGAAAGGAGAUAAUUGCAAAGGAGCUUCAACUUGAUCAGGGACACCCAGAUGUUCAUCACUUGUUCUUAGCUAUCUACAAGAAUUUCAUUGAGGCGAUUGAUGCAGUAGACAAUGGUAUAAAUCAAUACAAUACAGACCUAUCACCAAAAUAUGUCAUUAACACAUACUUGUCAUCAAGAGUGGGGAGAUUGAAUCUUAACUGGACAGAUCCUGACCAGUCAGCUGAACAAGAAAAUGAUGCCUUCCGGAAGGCGAUGAUGUUGGCAGGAAAUGAGUUUUUGGAGAGCAUCCAUUUUCAUGCACAAUCAUGGUUACCGGCUCGAUCAAUUAUUGUGGAGUGUCUUGCAGCAAGGAAAGAUAUCGACCCAAGUGGAGAAAUCAUGGUGCUCAAGAAGUCUUGUCCUUGGAAGCUUCACAUUUUUGAGCUUGAGGAGGAUUUGAAGGUUCAGCCUUCCAUCAAAUAUGUUAUCUAUGAGGACGAUAGACGAACAUCUUGGCGGGUGCAGGCAGUAGCUCUUGGACCAGAUAGAUUUGAAAGCCGUAAGCCCUUGCCACAUCAUUGGAGGGGUUUGGAGGGCAAAGAACUUUCUGAGAUAGCAGGGAUCCCUGGCUGUGUAUUUGUUCAUAUGAGUGGUUUUAUUGGUGGAAAUCAAACUUAUGAGGGUGCACUUGAGAUGGCAAGAGCUUCCUUAAAAGCAUAAAAGAGGUCUAAACUACCGUACAAUUGCGUAUAUUUUUGCUUAUUCUCAACAUCCCGAAUAUGGCAGAGGAGAUUUAGCAAAUGUCAAGGACAUGCAAUCAGUAGCUGUAUGCACAAUAUGUUCAUCACAACUUUCCUGUGGUUCCAGUCCAUCAGCAGAAUUCAUAUUUUAAUUUUCCUAUGAAUGUGAGAUUGAUGAAAGCUGUUCCACUUUUCCAGCCUUUGAAGAUUAUCAGCCUCUCUAUUCUGAAAUGCACAACGGUGAAGUAUUCACUGUUAUAAAGAGGUAAUCUCUUCUAACAUAACUUUUUGUUAAAAAUUUAGAAGUGAAUCAUAUAUGUAAUUCCUUUUGUUCAAUUGUCUGUAUUGGAAAUUCUAAUCUUUAGUUUAUCAUCGAACAAAAACCUUGUGUAGGCCGCAUCAUUUUUGAGUGGUGGGCUAUUGCAUACUCGUAAUUUUUUGUUACUAUUUAGUGGUGUCAUGUUUCA
Messenger RNA from Beta vulgaris subsp. vulgaris (sugar beet), 1670 nucleotides. RefSeq lists its product as uncharacterized. The coding region runs from base 65 to 1183 and encodes 372 amino acids. The transcript is spliced from 7 exons. Lineage: Eukaryota; Viridiplantae; Streptophyta; Magnoliopsida; Caryophyllales; Amaranthaceae. The record is from RefSeq and is a predicted model, not a curated record. Gene Ontology annotation, cellular component: nucleus; cytoplasm.